CUCCAUCCCAGGUGGAGAUAACGAAGAGUCCUCCUGCCGUUCCACCAAGACCUUCUCCUGCAGAACUGUUGGGGCCUCCCUCCCCUGACCCCACAGCCCGGCACUCCCCCUUUCGCUGCCACAGCUCAGAGUCACUGGACUACCUGCCAGGCCUAAUGCCCAAGGCUCUGUCACCCAGCCCGUAUGUUGCUAGUGGAGCGGGUGCAGCCAGCAGGCCGAGCCUCCCAUUGGUCAGCGGUAUGAUCGGCGGGGGCUGCGCGUCGCCCUCGGCUUCCCCCUUGACGGUGUCAGCUCUCAGCCACUACUCGUCGUCCACGGCGGGCCUGCUGGACGAGCUGCAGAUCUGUAGCCUGGACUCCCCCGGUGCCUCCCCCACGCCAUCGCCCACGCUCAGCCUUGUCUCCACCUACACAUCCACUGUUGGCCCUGAUGAUGUGCUAACAGCCUUUGUGGCCUCCACUGCUGCAACAGACGCUGUUACUAAUGGCCAGGUCCUCUCUUAUGCUAUGAAUGGAAGUGCUCCUCGGAGGCCCGUGUCUCCUCCCUCUUAUCCCCCUCCCCCCACCUCCUUCCACACUGGGCUCCAGAGACAGAGCAGGAGUUCAGAGGGCAGCGAGUCAUUUCACAGGGAGUCUGUGGUGCUGGGCCACACCAGUGUCAGCAGCAUGGUGCCCAUCGCCCGCUUCACAGAAGAGGAGAAAAAGGUGUCCGUUAUUAAAGCCCCUCAUUAUGAAGGCAUCGGCCCUGUGGACGACUCUGGCAUCCCUAUCGCCAUCCGCACGACGGUGGAUAGGCCGAAGGAUUGGUACAAAACUAUGUUCAAACAGAUCCACAAGGUUCACAAAGCAGAUGAUGACUAUUCUGACACGUACAAUGCAACAUACGCUGUCAUAAACAAUGAUGACUACAGCCUGUCGUCCGGCACCACCAUGGCCCACCCCGCUCCCCGAACACACACGUACAGGCCACUCGCCAAAAGCCCCUCGGACAAUGGAGGGCAUCUGGGCCCUCGGGAGCCCUCGCCAUCCCCUGUACCCCCCCCACCUCCAUCCAUGCCAUCCCUCCUCCAACUGAGGGCCAGAGACAGUGACCGUGAGAGAGACUCGCCCGACACGAAUCAGUGGGGUCCUCCCGACAGGAAAGUGGAUACUCGAAAGUAUCGUGCAGAGCCUAAGAGUAUUUUUGAAUACGAGCCUGGGAAGUCCUCCAUUAUGGAUCAUGAAAGACCAAACUAUGAUGACAUAGAUUUAGAGAACGAGCCUUGGUAUAAGUUCUUUUCCGAGCUGGAGUUUGGGCGGCCGCCUCCUAAAAAAAGGCUGGAUUAUAAUCCAGACAUCUCCGCUCGCCAACGCAUUGAGACAUCCCUGCAUAUUCCUCCUGCUGACAAGGCUCCAGAGAGACCUGCGAGUGCUGCCAGCGACUACAGGAAGAGAAGGAAGUCUGAGCCGUCCAGUUCCCAAGUGAAUGCCCAGUCUCACAACAGAGCUGUGACUUCCCCUAAACCAGUGGACGCCUACAGACCGAGCAGCAGCCUAAAGAAGCCUGUGGUUCGUUCCUCACCAGCCUCACCCGCCAGAGCCAAAGACCAGGAUGUAUCCCGGUGUUAUUCUACCAUGGAUGGACGCCACACACCCCAGAGUAGAAGACCUACUCCUGAUAGAGAGAAACAGCCUGCAAGAGCCAUUUAUGAUUUUAAGGCACAAACAGCUAAGGAGCUGACAUUUAAGAAGGGCGAUGCAGUGAACAUCAUCCGACAGAUUGACAACAACUGGUAUGAAGGAGAGCACCGCGGUCGGGUUGGGAUAUUACCCAUAUCAUAUGUAGAAAAGAUGCCAUCCUCAGAGAAGCAGCAGCCGAUCCGUCCUCCUCCACCAGCACACGUCAGAGAGAUCGGAGAGGCAAUAGCUCGCUACAACUUUAAUGCUGAUACUAACGUGGAGAUGUCUCUCAGAAAGGGUGAGAGAGUAAUUGUGAUAAGGCAGGUGGACGGGAACUGGUACGAGGGGAGGAUCCCAGACACAACCAAACAGGGCAUCUUUCCUGUGUCGUAUGUUAACAUCAUCAAGCGCUCCCCGUCCAAGAGCUCCGCCCACCACAUAGACCCACAUGGUUACCCUGGCAACAGGACACCCAGCUCUACACCUACCAAGCCUUUCUACCAUCUACCUCCGCCCCCCACUCCUCGUGACCUCCCCUCCCCUCACCCCCCGUUGAGAAGGCCUGACCUGCAAACUAUCACCGAAGAGUGGCUGGCCCUCACACUGGAGCCUUCUGCCUCCUCUCCAUCUCGCUCCGUCACUACCACCCCCACACCGCCCACACCCCCACCUCUCCCCUCUGACCUGACACCUUUCCAUAAGGCUCAGGAUUUUAUGGCACCAUCACCUGCACAACCACAGAGAGGCUUCGCCCUGCCGCCCCCGAGGUCUUCCUUAAAUUCUCCUUUCAGAGACGGGAGACUUAGUUUAGGUCACAGCUCACCAACCCUGCCUUUCUCCCCACCGCCUCCUCCUCUUCCUCCGCCUCCUCCUCCUCCUCCCCUUCCUUAUUCCUCAUUUUCACCUCCACUGCCUGAGCCUUCAGUGCGAUACAACAGUGGCAAAGGAAUAGCUCGACGAUCACAAGUCUCUAAGCCAGAGGUGUUUUCCUGCACAGUGCCAGAACCAAUAAAGUCACCUACACCAACUGUGAAAGUUAACAAAAGCAGCAUAAUGGCUGAACUGCAAGUGAAAGACCCUUACGACGACCUUUUGUCUAUGAUUAUGGAUGAUUCUACCACUGCAGAAGUUCCCGACUUUUCAAGAUUGUCUCCGAUAGAUUUCCCACUAACCUCGCUAACCAAUGAAACCCAGGGCAGAUUUAAAUCUAAAGCAGAAGAAUCCGAUCAGCCAAAAGUAAAACCACGAGCACUAUCUCCAUCCAGCGACCUGAUAGGCAGCGAUAGGUUAGACGAGCAGCUUCACAAGCCUCUGACUAUGGAAUCACUUCCCAUGGCUUGGGGAGAGCAGUCAGAAACUCUGAUUGAACAACGAUGCGAGUCUGAAAGCCCACCAUCGAUGACAGGAAUGGGAUUUGAGUUGUUCAUUGAGGAAGAGGAUGAAGAUAUAGAGGAUAAAGAGGAGGACAUUAAAGGUUUUAAUGAGAGACUUGGCCCACAGGUAGAGCAUGGCUUCACAUCAAGGCAGAGUCUAGGAGUUGGAGAGGACGCUGAAGGAGAAUCCUGGAACCGAGAUUCAGACCAGGACGAGGAGCUCAGAGAGGGGAGAAGAGGAGCAGGACAGAGCAGGGAGGUGGCUGGACGUGGCUGGACGUGGCUGGACGUGGCAGGACGUGGCAGGACGUGGCUGGACGUGGCAGGACGUGGCAGGACGUGGCAGGACGUGGCAGGACGUGGCUGGACGUGGCUGGACGUGGCUGGACGUGGCUGGACGUGGCUGGACGAGGCUGGACGAGGCUGGACGAGGCUGGACGUGGCUGGACGAGGCUGGACGUGGCUGGACGAGGCUGGACGUGGCUGGACGUGGCUGGACGAGGCUGGACGUGGCUGGACGUGGCUGGACGAGGCUGGACGUGGCUGGACGUGGCAGGCGGAGCGGCAGGUGUGUGGAUCUGGAAACGGAAAGAAGCAGGGUUAG
Molecule: messenger RNA, 3635 nt
Organism: Notothenia coriiceps (black rockcod)
Lineage: Eukaryota; Metazoa; Chordata; Actinopteri; Perciformes; Nototheniidae
Exons: 20
Coding region: 156-3635 (1159 amino acids)
Cellular component (GO): plasma membrane
Molecular function (GO): protein binding
Source: RefSeq, a predicted model, not a curated record